GACCACAAUUGUGCGAGCGCCUGUCCUCCCAAUCCCUCUUCGUCCUUCUUCUCGCGGUGUUGUGGAGUACCUUCGCUCUUUGCUUCUUUCUGUCUGCGUGUGUUGAUGCGGAAGCCGAGUCAGUCCGCUAGGCGUGUGCCUGCGAGUCCUCGUACACAUGUUAGUGUGAGAGGCUUAGGGGAGACGAGAAAGGUAAAAAUAAAGUCUUUGGUCAGAAGAGAAAGGGUAAAGGUCAUUCUCUCCGGCGUGUCUCCUCCAGGUUUCCUUUUCGUCGAAAAGGCACUCCAGAAAUACGCGCCCACAGCCUGCAGCUCGUGGACAAUCGAGAGGAGUGUCGGCGCCGCCUAGACACAGCGGCCAACGCGCGGUGAGGAGACAAGGGAAAACAGAUCCGAGUUGCAAACGACGCAUCGAGAGAGAAAGAGAGACUCUGUGCGAGCGACGUUGAGAGCAAACACAAAGAAAACCUACAUUACGCGGGCAGACUUGUCGGUCAAACCCACCGCGAGGACAGCUUGCUCGCGUGCGCGGUGGACUUGCGUUCAAGGUGGCAGAACAUCGGUGAAGACAGAUCUGUUCUCUCUACUUAGAAACGGAUUGGAAGCGCGGUUCCAUUUCCGGUCUCAUUCGUCUCAUCUAAGGGCUUUCAAAGGGGGCGGCACUUCCUUUCUUCCUUUCAGUUGAGACAUGCUGCCCGCUGUGACCUUUGACUCAACUCUGGACGGAAGUCGCUCAGGUGCCGGUCCCAUCGUCCUGGAAAAGGCCGCUCUGAGACUGGCUUUUUGCAGACAUUUUCUGAGAUUGUAGACCCUACCAGUUCGACUCCUGCUUAGAUUUUGAGGGACGUCGUUCACUGUGUCCAAGUGCUCUUGUGCUUGCAUUCGUGCCGGCUUGUCCAACGGCCGCCUCCCGUCGCAGGUCCCUUUUUUCAGUCAUUUAUUAACGGAUUUCCCCGCCAUUCUUCCGCCAUUUAUCCUGGCUCUCCGCUUCUCGUUCACCGCGGCUCCAAGUGAGAGGCGCGACCUCCAUAGCGCUCUUCAGACGGUGGCUAGAAAGCACAGUGCGUCGGAAAGGGCCUUACGUUGCGGUGACGACAGGAGACUUCGAAAACGGGAGGCAGGAGACGGGAAGGCGAGGAACAGACCGGACAACGGAACUCCACUGAACGUUCUAAGGCAACGACCAGGGUCGGAGUUACGCAUGUGCGACAUCCCAACAACGUGACUGCGCAUCGGGCACUUUGUAGGCUUCAGGGGCGCAGAAGGCGAGGACAGAGAAACCGGGGACGCGAGAGCGAAACACCGUGCAGAAAAGGAAAAGAGACACGUACGAAGACAUAAGAGAGCAAGAGGAGAGCGCGGAAAUGUGGAAGUUUCUCAGCCGGAGAAUGCAGAAAGGACGGGUAGACACGAGAGACACAAAUGAACGUACCUGUCUAGCGCAGGUUCCGUCUACUGAAUUCUGUCGAUAUGCGUGAUAACAGGACUCGAUGGAUUCAAGAGAAAGGGAAGGCGACUCGAUGAGAAGAACGGCGAAGAGGAACGCGGGAAAAGGGUCGUCUGAAGUGACACAAGUCGCAGAGAUAGGGGAAGGCAUGCAGCAGAAAAGAGUUUGAGAACCAACUGAAGAGCAGGGGAUGUGGAACGAAACGAGAUGGAAAGAAAAGCCCACCCGAGUCUAGGAAAGUGGAAAGACAGGGAGCGGCGAAACAGGACUUUCUUGUUUAAAUGAGAAACGAGAAGUGAAAAAAUGACGCAGAACCCUCACGGAUGUUCGUCUGGAUGGUGUUCAUGUGAAGCUGAGUAAUCUCAAGACGCAUCUAGAUAAAAUGCUUGUUCCAAACCAAGGAACGUGUAAAGACGUCUAAUGCUUGAAAGCAUGCGCGUAAAUCUCGUUCGUCAUCCGCUUCCUCCUCUGGCGAGAGUGCCCAAGAUGCAAGGGGCGUUAUAAACCAUGUAAGCAUUCUUCUGAUUUCCGUGAACAGAGUUACAAGAAAAGUAUCAAGACGUCUCCAGCUCUCCAUGGCGAUGCAAAGAGCCCCACGAAACUGCACCUGACUCCUUCAAGAGAAAAAAAGGACGGAAGCGGACAAAGCCACACAACAGAUUGCCUACCUCUUUGAAGUGAAAUAAGAUGAAGACGGCUACUGGUCUUCUCUUUCCUAAGUCGCGAAGACCAAGGGAGAAAGAGGGGAAGGCACUGUCUUCCUGCAACGAAGUUGACAAUCGAAGGCUGCGUUUCGAUCGGGUUAACUCGCGUCCACAACACGCUCCUUCGGUAGCGAAUUCCCCGAUCUCCUCUCCAUGUUCCUAUUCUGCGUCUCCCUUUUCUUCGUCGUCAUGUUCUUCAAGUUAUUCCACCUAUGGCCCUUCCCAAGGUACCCCUUCAGUCUCUCUUUCCACUCCUUUAGUCUCCUUUCUCCCUUCUUGCCCUGGUUCUUCGUACCUCGCAGAACCAGCCGACGCUGUGUCUCCCACCGUCGAGUCGCCUUCUGCAGAGUCUUCGCCGUCUUCUCCCUUGUCUUCCUCGUCAGCCUGUUCCUUCUUUACGUCGUCUGCGGCCGCAAGCGCGCCCUCGGCUCAGGCAGAGCGCUUGAAGACUCAGGCGUCGCCAACAGUGCGCAGAGGAGUGGCGUACAGGACCUUCUCACAGAAUUUCUACGCAGGUCAGGGCCAGGCGGACGACAUCGUGAUUCCAUUGCACGUGACAAAGGCGGUGUUUGGGACGAGCCUGCGGAGAAAGAAAGGGUGGGUGACCUGGUACGACAGCAGGACGCAUCGCCUGUCUUCAACGUCGAUGGGGCAGUGGGUUGCGGAGUCGAGGGCACUCUUUCUUCUCUCCCUGCGUGAGGGUCAUCGCGAAGGCGAAGCGCGCCUCGGAGGGGUCAUGGGGACUGAACUUCGAGGCAAAUGGACGAGCAGCCGUGGCCAAUCGCGACCUCAGAGGAAGAAGAACCACCAGUCGACCAGAGCAGAGGGCUGCAUAGUCGUCGGAGAACAGGAGAAAGAGAAGUCCGAGGAUCGCUGCCCCCGGGAAGGUGAGGCAGUGCCCCGUGAAAGACUCGAGAGAAGGGAAGGCGGCGAACAGCAGGAGAGAGACUGCGCGCGUGCAAGAGCCGGCGAAGGAGAAGCACAGAACAAUGAGGAACGAGGUUGGGGUGUGCGCUCGACGGGCCUAGAAGAAACGAGCAUGACAGGCGGGAACAGAGAGGGUGGUGAGGGUCGUGGGGGACAAGGAGGAGACCCGGGUGUCAUCCUGAGCAAACAGAGCGUUUUGGAAACGGAACUGGCAGACGAGAAAUUCAGAUCCAGACACGGAAAGGAAGUGAGAGAAGCGCGGGGGACCUCUUCACCCCAGCAGAGAGGCAGGGCUUCCUGUGGAUGCAGUUCGGCUGCGCUUUCCAGCACGCCUGUCUCUCCUUGCUUUGCUUCCUCGCCAGUGUGUUUGUCUUGUUUGUCGGCUUCCACCUUCAGCUGCACCUCAGUUAAAUCACGUUCUUCGGUUUCUCUUGAGGACGUCAGCAAUAUGUCGACGUCUCCGAGUUGUCCCGUCACUGGCGGGGGCUCGUCUGCGUGCAUGUCUUCGUCUCCUUCGUGCUCGCCUCUCUCCUCCGCGUCUCCUUCGUCUGCGCCUGCCUCAGCGGUGGGAUCCUUGUGGUGGAAUUCGCGACGCCUGAGCUCCUUCUGUGAGGGCAAGAGACCCCUCCGUCGGACGUUGUACGUCUUUCUUUUUCUGCACGGUUUGUCGCCCCCUGGCGUCGACUCCGACGUGACGGAGAACUGGGGAAACUUGAUUGCGGCUUUGCUGGAAAAGUUUCCAGAGAAGGAGUUGCGCGAGAGGCGCGGCGAAGAACCCUUCGUCCUCACCUGGGCCUUCACGUACCGACGCGCUACUUUCAGAGGCAUCCGCGCCUGCAUGGAGGCUCUGCUGCCUGCAAUGACCAACGAACUUGGAGCGCUCCUCCCCUUCUUCGACGCUCUCCACUUGACUGCCGUCGGCCACUCGCUGGGGGGUCUUGUCUGGCGUUUUCUCCUGGACAGAAAACUCAAAGACCUCCCACUCUUUCUCCCCACGCGCCGCCGCGCCUCCCAGAGAAAUCACAAACAACCGAACAGAGAAGCGGAGAACGACUCUUCGCCGGAGAAAGGGACCGCAGGCGGGAGCCGCCUCAGCGGGGCGCGUCGCCCGGUCGAAGCCUGGGGGGAAGAACCGGGAGUGGAGAAGAAACGUUCGGGGCUGCGUCUCCUUUUGAAGCGCAGAAGAAAGACCAGCAAGUUUUUUGAGGGGUCAGGAAGAACCGGGGCCGGUGAGAAAGAGAAAGAAGGGGAAAAACAGACUCGCGGGUCUUCGAUGUUCCCUUUCUCGCUGUCGCGAUUAUAUUCCUCGCCGUCAAAUUCCUUCCUGGACUCUUUGGAUUCUCCCUUUCGCGCGUGCUCACUCGCCUCAACUGCUUCCGCAGCUGGCCAGCGCGGUGCUGGGUCUGUUCACCUCUCGAAGGUUGAAGCAGAAAGACACGACUGCCCGUCGGAUCCGGAAGUCUCCCCUGGAACGGGAAGCCUGAGAAGGGAGGUGUUGGAGUUGUUCGACAAGAUAUUGAACAGUCCGAAAGUCUUGUUGGACGUCUUCUGCACUCUCGCGUCACCGCAUGUGGGGACCUACAAAUCCAAGCCCUUCGUCCGGGCCGUCCCGAAGGCGCUGUCUUUCAUGAGUUGCUUGCCGGCGAGCGAAAUCGCAAAGGAAAUCCUGAACACUGACGAACAGCAGUUGAUUCGGUGUCUCGUCGAGCACGAGAAAGCUGAAUGCAGCUGGCUGCCGUUCCAGAGUGUCGGGGACAGAAACAGAAACGCCGAGCUAGGCGAGAAUGCCCGCGGCGAAGGAGGUCAAGCGGAAAGAAGUGAAUGCGAGUCCCGUCGUGAACAGCAGUCCAUUCUCCGUGCCUGCGGGAACGACGAAGGCGGUCAACGCGGCAGUGCCGGAGGCGAAGCAGGGCAGGAGCAGAGAGGAAAAGACGCACGCGAAGAAAUGUCGAAAAGGACAGUGCUUGCAUUGAAUACGCGUGACGGAAGUGUACGAUCGGAACCUAGAUGCUCUUCGCGUGUUGCUCCCUUUUGCCACGCAGGGCGACCUUCUUCUCUUCUUUGUCCCCCUUUUCUCGUCCCGAGACCGAACUCAUUUGCUUCGACAGCCUCGCAACCCACCUCUGGGUCCUCCGAGACCGGCGUUUUUCCCCGGCGCCCUUCAACUCAGAAAUUUGCGCCUCUUUCCUCGGACCCUGAAUCUGACAACUGGACUCCGUUACCAGCCCUUCUAUCUUCCUGCGGUGGGAGCAGUACAGCGCUUCUAUUGGGGUCGCCUGCAGGGGCCAAGAAAAGUCAAAGGCUUGCAGACACGCCCCGGAAAGCGUUUCAGUCGGUUCUUUUUUACGGUGUCCUCGACACUGAUUGGCUAGUAAGCGUCAACAGCGCUCUGGGUACAUGCAUCGAUUUGAAAUUGACGGAGGUGGGCCAGGAGGCGUUCCGGCACCCGAUGAGGCCUAUCGAGUUUUCCCUCGACAAAGACCGGGAAGUGUAUCUCGAAGGCCGAACCUGGGGUGCAAACGACAAGAACGAGAAGGCAGACGAAACCGGAGGCAAGGGCAGACACGGCGAAAAGAGCGACUGUCGCUUUCGUGAUAAGCCACGGAGGUCCAGCGCGAAGAAAACAGAAAAGGAAAUUUCCUUAGCGGCAGAACAAGUGGAAGUGCUGCAGAGCCUCAAACACUUGAGACGGUUUGUGGUCUACAUUCCUCAGAACCCCGUUACCACUGCAGCACAUGCAACCAUAAAAUGCUCGCCGAAUUACGUCACUCAAGAGACUCAACGAAGCAUGAGGAAACAAGCAAACGAGAUUCUCCAACACAUCACCGCAGGUCUCCUAACCGGGGCAACAACUGCGGUCAUAGGACAUGGGGAUGCAGAACCCGGGGGGAACAAAGCCUAGGUAUAUUCUCCGAUUAACUUGUGCGCGACAGUCACUCCUAGAGAGAAAUAGACACUCAUAUGACAAUGCAAUGUUUUUCCCAAGGAACGACAAGUCAACUGGAAGCUAGAAUGCUAGCAAAAUGGCGGAAGAGAUGCACUUCGUAGUUCACGCAAAUAAGAGCCGCGCGCAAGGGAGACAGCGUGUGGCCUCCCAGCCAUUGCUUCUUCCAGCUUCUAAUUACACUGCGUAUUGAUAUUUGCUCGUGUACAUGAGUCCGAGUUGCCUUGCAAGCCAGGCGGCAGGCAUGAACUAGAUUCGUUGUCAGAAUGUGAUGGGAUGAGUGAGUGCUUCAAGUCAGUAAACGAAGUGCAGGAACACAGGUCGCCGAGGGAAGGGAUGAGAGCGGAAGAAAACGGCCUAGCAUUUUUAUGGGGGCAAAGAGGGUGGUCUUAGGACGUGCGAGUAUUUGGCGCAGAGCGCCUGAUGAUACGUUAUGGUCUUCGCGAGCUAACUGGACAACUGAUGUCUUGAGCGACAGCGGGUGGGCAGUAAAGGAGGGAAGGAUAGAGGGUGAGGAAUUACCCCAGGCUUGCGUUUCAGGGAAUGUAGGAGAACCUGCCAUGCUCCUUUUUCCAAACAGAUUUCGUCCAGUGAGAGGACGUAGUACGAGUUCGACUAGUCUGACAGGGAGAGGCAAACUCAGAAUGAAAGCAUUCAGUAUGAAUGUUUUGGUCUGUAAACACUGUGGCAUGAAGACGGAGCAAGAAUACGUCGAGUUCGCUCACGUGGGAGAAGAGUGGGUCCGAGGAGAAAACGGUUAAUGAGCGCUAGAAAGUCAGCGGCCGGUUGACAGGGGUUAUGAGAGCGUUGCCUUUUUUUUCAGUUACCCCAAUCGUUUCAGAAGACCCCUCUGUUUUUUAUUUUCUUUUCCGUGACGCUUCCCCUGAUGGUUCUUUGGCACCAUUGGAUUCCGGAUCGUUCGCAAACUUACAUCUGUGAAGGAGACAGAGGCUCCGCUGGUUCUCCCUCAGUUAAACACGGAGGCAAGGCGGAAACCGUGAUUGCCAACGCAUUCGUCCUGUCUCCAAGACUCGCUGUUUUUCUCCCCCGGAAACGUAAAGC
This is a messenger RNA of Toxoplasma gondii ME49, 7083 nucleotides long. RefSeq lists its product as hypothetical. Lineage: Eukaryota; Apicomplexa; Conoidasida; Eucoccidiorida; Sarcocystidae. The record is from RefSeq and is a predicted model, not a curated record. The transcript has a single exon. Bases 2134 to 5979 code for a protein of 1281 amino acids.